GUCCCUCCCCCUCCGGCCGCGGUCGCAAUUACGCUCUCUGCGGCCUGCAGUUCACGGAUUGCUGCCGGCCGAAGACGCAGCGCCAACCGGGACCAGAGGACGUUUAGGCUAAAAGGGUGAGCCAGCCAGGAUCCCGGGACUUUUCACAGCUUGAGACCCGCGAAAGGAAAUGAAACAGGCGGGAACCGGCGGGGGAGGGAGGAAACUAGCGGAAGGUGUCAUGGCGGCCGCGCUCUGGGUCACGUGCCCGGCAGGCCCGCCUUGGUACUUCCGGUCACGUGCCCUCAGAGUCCUCGCAGCCAGCGAUGGAGGCGAGACCCCCCAGUAACAGAGGCGGUGGCGACGGCGGUGGCUACUGGGUUUCAGCGUCUUCCCGGCAGCGUCUCUAAGAAGCGCAGCGGAACUCGACCCGACUCAGCCCAGUUACUUUAUUCCCUGCCCAAGGCCGUAGCUUCCACCUGUUAGCACUUUCUAGGCAUCAUGGCAACUUCAUCUGAAGAAGUUUUGCUGAUUGUGAAGAAGGUGCGACAGAAGAAGCAGGAUGGAGCUUUAUACCUCAUGGCAGAAAGAAUCGCUUGGGCACCUGAAGGCAAAGAUAGAUUUACAAUCAGCCAUAUGUAUGCAGAUAUUAAAUGCCAGAAAAUCAGUCCAGAAGGAAAAGCUAAAAUUCAGCUUCAGCUGGUGUUGCAUGCAGGGGACACAACUAACUUCCAUUUUUCCAAUGAAAGCACAGCCGUGAAAGAGCGAGAUGCAGUAAAAGACCUUCUUCAGCAGCUGCUGCCCAAAUUCAAGAGGAAAGCAAAUAAAGAGUUGGAAGAGAAAAACAGAAUGCUGCAAGAAGAUCCUGUUUUGUUUCAGCUUUAUAAAGACCUUGUUGUGAGUCAAGUGAUCAGUGCUGAGGAAUUCUGGGCCAAUCGUUUAAAUGUGAAUGCAACAGAGAGUUCUACAUCCAAUCAUAAGCAAGAUGUUGGCAUUUCUGCAGCAUUUCUGGCUGAUGUCCGGCCCCAAACGGAUGGAUGCAAUGGUCUGAGAUACAAUUUAACUUCUGAUAUCAUUGAGUCCAUAUUUAGGACCUAUCCAGCAGUAAAAAUGAAAUAUGCCGAAAAUGUUCCCCACAACAUGACAGAAAAGGAAUUUUGGACACGUUUCUUUCAGUCCCACUAUUUUCAUAGGGACCGGCUGAAUACAGGGUCAAAGGACCUCUUUGCAGAAUGUGCCAAAAUAGAUGAAAAAGGGUUAAAAACAAUGGUUUCAUUAGGAGUAAAAAACCCAUUACUUGAUUUGACAGCUUUGGAAGAUAAAUCAUUAGAUGAGGGCUAUGGCAUUUCUUCCAUGCCAUCUACUUCUAAUUCUAAGUCCAUAAAGGAGAAUAGUAAUGCUGCCAUCAUCAAGAGGUUUAACCAUCACAGUGCCAUGGUCCUGGCAGCAGGUCUCAGGAAACAAGAAGCACAAAAUGAACAAAAUGGUGAGCCCAGCAGCAUCGAUGGAAAUUCUGGAGAUGCAGAUUGCUUCCAGCCAGCAGUCAAAAGGGCAAAGUUGCAAGAGUCUAUUGAAUAUGAAGACUUGGGGAAAAAUAAUUCCAUAAAAACGAUUGCACUAAACCUCAAGAAGUCAGAUAGGUAUUAUCACGGUCCAACUCCAAUCCAGUCACUACAGUAUGCAACAAGUCAGGACAUUAUUAAUUCUUUUCAAAGUAUUAGGCAAGAAAUGGAAGCUUAUACACCCAAAUUAACUCAGGUUCUCUCAAGUAGCGCUGCCAGUAGUACCAUCACAACGCUGUCACCCGGAGGAGCACUUAUGCAGGGAGGGACCCAGCAAGCCAUAAACCAGAUGGUGCCAAAUGAUAUUCAGUCUGAAUUGAAACACCUUUAUGUGGCUGUUGGGGAACUUCUACGGCACUUCUGGUCCUGCUUCCCUGUUAAUACGCCAUUCCUAGAAGAAAAGGUAGUAAAAAUGAAAAGUAAUUUGGAACGAUUUCAAGUUACGAAACUCUGCCCAUUCCAAGAAAAAAUUCGGAGACAGUAUUUAAGCACAAAUUUGGUAAGUCACAUAGAAGAGAUGCUGCAGACCGCCUACAACAAGCUCCACAAGUGGCAGUCACGGCGUCUCAUGAAGAAAACGUGAAGGAUCGGUGGCUCUCGCAAGUUUUUGUGAAAUUGAGAGAACUGUGACCUGCAGUGACUCUAGAAACCUGGCCUGAGACAUGCCAGUGAUCACACAGAAGUGACGAACGUCUGAACCACGCCAACUCUUGGAGCUGAUGCUGUUGUACUUGCACAUUGUGACCUGAAAGGAAAGGAACUGUGACUAAACUCAAAGCUGGGGAGGUAAAUUAAGGCAGAACCAAAAUGAGCUAAGUUGCAGAUACAUACGUACGUGUGUGUGUGUGUGUGUGUACACACACACACACACACACACACGUUUAUCUUAAAGAGACACUGUUUACUGCAGUUACUCAGGAACUGCUUUUGAUUCACAUUAAGCUGCUUUCAGAAAUUUAAAAAAAAAAAAACUUUUUAAAAGGGUGCAUUGAUAAAAUCUUAGGUGUUUUUUUUUUUCCUUUGUAAAUUUUUUUCCUAAGUUUAUGGCACAGGGUACACCUUAAGUAUUUCUCCUCCAUCCUCCACUUGGAUCCUCAAGCUGUACUGAAUUCUAGUUGUCCCUUACAUCAGCAGGUUAAGAGAGUACUUUCAAGUAAAGCAGAAGGAGACUGUUGCUUAACCAUCAGGAAACAGUUAUAGUCAGAAGACAUCAUUGGUCCUGUGUUUCCUACGGAAAUAAGAAACAAUAAAUGUUGCACUGAAUGUUUGUGGUUUGGAGUCCCUAAAUGAUUAAGAGGGAACAUAUUUGCAGAAAGUUGCGUGGGGGGUUUUUAUGCAGAAUUUUGUCAGAAGACAAUGGCGCUGCAUGUUUUUCUUUGAGUGCAAAUGUACAUUGCUAAGAUUUUUUUUUUAAGAUGGCAUGUGCUUUGAAAAGAGGAAAUUGCAUUUUUAAGAGUUUAAAAAUCUUAUGAGUGAGAAAUAUAAGAAAUCUUACUUAUUUUCACCUCUUUAGAAAAAAAUAAAAGAUGUUUCUCAUAUC
This is a messenger RNA of Neogale vison (American mink), 3081 nucleotides long. It is a transcript of the gene GTF2H1, whose product is annotated as general transcription factor IIH subunit 1. The transcript is spliced from 15 exons. Gene Ontology annotation, cellular component: transcription factor TFIIH holo complex; transcription factor TFIIH core complex. The record is from RefSeq and is a predicted model, not a curated record. Lineage: Eukaryota; Metazoa; Chordata; Mammalia; Carnivora; Mustelidae. The coding region runs from base 481 to 2124 and encodes 547 amino acids. Gene Ontology annotation, biological process: transcription by RNA polymerase I; transcription by RNA polymerase II; nucleotide-excision repair.